CAAAUCCCCGGCGGUUUGGUGUGACCGGGGUGAGCAACCUCUGACCCUUGUCUGGCCUUGCUAGCCGGCCGGCCUGUCUGCCUGCCUGUCUGUGCUCCGCUCCUCACGCUGGCGUCGUUUGCUCAGUCCGGCUCCUUACUUAGGAGUCUUUGUGCCCGUCAUCACAUCCAGGUCAGAGCGUGGUUCCUGCUUUCAUCUUAGUUUCAUCCUCGGUAUCUUUCCAGCUUCCUCUUCGCAACAUUUCUCGAGGCCUUUAGCACUACUAUAGUUUCUGUCGUGGUGCACAUUCCCCGAACAUCAAAGAUCAAACAUCACGCACAGCAAUCAUGGCAUCAGGAUCGACAGACUGUUACCGUGGAUCACGCAGGGAGUCCACCGCGUCCACAAAGUCACGGAGCAGCAGCCGCCGCCCCAGGUUAUUAAGAGCAGCCGCGACAGAGCCUUCCAUCACCACCGUCCAUUCGCCAAGUGGUUUACUUACCAACCCAAACACCAAUCGCCGGGCGACUGAUUUGCUCAACAUGGUGGUCGUGUCAAAGACUUCGUACCCCCCUUCAUCACCAUCAUCCAGUCAGAGCCUUUCCCUAGAGGCUCAGUUGAGAGCCGACCAGCAACUCUCGGGCGGGAACCUUCAUCAAUCACCAUAUUCCGCAUGUUACUUCAGCUUUCCCAGUUUCGAUACUUGGGAAGAUGAAGAGGACAAUGACGACGAAAAGUCGUCCAGUCGGACAUGAUGGGGUCCCGGCCGCGGCAUCCAGCGCGCGGAGAUGUAUCAUUAAGAGCUCUUGGGACCACCAGUGGACAGGCACGACAUGCCUGGCUGCUGUGCCUGGUUUGAGCUAUGUAAUUGGUCUGCGUCCGAAAUGGCACGAUAUGGGCUGCAGACGUGACACCGUGCGGGUCAAAUAGCGGGCGGCGUUGAUUCGAGCGGAGAGUAUCAGCGUGGGUUGGCGUACACGGUAUUGGUUUUUCAUUGGUACGGCGUUUGAAAGGCUUGCGAUAUGCGCCUAGGUCUUGGCUUCAUGAUAUCCCACUACUCUGCAACAGAGGCAGAACAGCGAAGUUCGAAUAUAUUCUUCUCAGUCAUGGGCAUGAUGAUCUGCCUGCA
This is a messenger RNA of Microdochium trichocladiopsis, 1108 nucleotides long. RefSeq lists its product as uncharacterized. The transcript is spliced from 2 exons. The record is from RefSeq and is a predicted model, not a curated record. Bases 327 to 734 code for a protein of 135 amino acids. NCBI's taxonomy places the organism in Eukaryota, Fungi, Ascomycota, Sordariomycetes, Xylariales, Microdochiaceae.